CCUUCACAUACAGAACGACGUCGUGAUGUGGGGGGGGGGUCAAGGAGUGAUCGACAGCGGAGAAGACCCGCCCCUAGCCUGCAUCUGAUUGGGGUAUUCUGUUUUCUCUUAACUCCAACCAAUAAGUUCUUUCUAUCUGAAACCUCUCCACCCUCAGUCGCAGAAUAGGGCGGGGCAUAGACGUGCAUACGUAGAUGCCGCAUUCAGAAUAAGUCAACGUAUCCGCCAUUUUGGGAAGGGCACGGACUGGGAAGAACGAUGCCUAACUCUUGUUCUGCUUGUGGCUGCACUAAUCGCUGCAAUAUUCAAGCAAGAUCCCAGGGAAUUACUUUUCACAAGUUUCCCAAGGAUGAUGUGUUGAGGAAGCUUUGGGAAGUAGCCCUCAGAAGGGAAGGUUUCAAUGCAAGUCAGUCAUCCAGACUCUGCAGUGAACACUUCAGACAGGAGGACUUUGACAGGACAGGUCAAACUGUCAGGAUCAGAGAAGGAGCUGUUCCAUCUGUCUUUCCAAAUUUCCCAGCUCAUCUCCAAAGGCCAGUGGAAACCAGGACGACACUGACCUCAAAGAAGGCUCAGGAGAGCACAUCCAUUAACUCCUCAAAACCAGAGACGGAGCCUCUGUCUGUGCCUUAUGUGCCCAAUGUUGACCACUUCUACGCACUGCCUACAUCUGCCUCUGAUCUGACAGCCAGACUCAAUCAAGCCUUGACUCGGAUAGAGAGUCUGGAAAGAGAGACGAGGAAUGCAAAGGAUCGGGAGCGGAGAGCAAAGAACACGUUGCAUGGUCUCGUGGAGUAUCUGAGGCAGAAGAACCUCUUAAAUGAGGAGCUAAAAGACUGGCUGGAUUUAUACUCGGGUAAAGUGAAAAGAAAAAAGACAUGAGACAGUCGGGCUAACGUGGGUGUUAUGUAAUGUUAACAGGGUUCCAAUCCAUUAAUACAGGUCAGACGACACUAUCUUCUGGUCUGGAGCGAUAGACACGGCAUGUCAUGUUAGGUGAUUACAGAGCCAAAUAUUUGUGCUGUAACAGCUGAGAGGAGGAGGGGUUAAACCAGGGGUGUCAAACAUACGGCCCGGGGG
Molecule: messenger RNA, 1080 nt
Organism: Solea senegalensis (Senegalese sole)
Lineage: Eukaryota; Metazoa; Chordata; Actinopteri; Pleuronectiformes; Soleidae
Product: THAP domain-containing protein 6-like
Exons: 4
Coding region: 259-882 (207 amino acids)
Source: RefSeq, a predicted model, not a curated record